This is a messenger RNA of Agrilus planipennis (emerald ash borer), 3108 nucleotides long. RefSeq names its product gastrula zinc finger protein XlCGF57.1-like. Lineage: Eukaryota; Metazoa; Arthropoda; Insecta; Coleoptera; Buprestidae. Gene Ontology annotation, molecular function: DNA-binding transcription factor activity, RNA polymerase II-specific; RNA polymerase II cis-regulatory region sequence-specific DNA binding. Gene Ontology annotation, biological process: regulation of transcription by RNA polymerase II. The coding region runs from base 719 to 2380 and encodes 553 amino acids. The transcript is spliced from 3 exons. The record is from RefSeq and is a predicted model, not a curated record.
AAAUAAUGUUUUUGCUUGCCGAACGUAACAGAACCAGAAAGCUAAAUUUUAAGAUACGUCACUGCUUACAGAAUAAUUCGCAUAAUUCUAAGUAUAACUGCUUGUAUACGUAUGUUUUUACCUUAUAUUUGAAAUAUAUCGUUCAUUGGAUUUUUAAAAGCAAAUACUUCAUAAACAUGUAGAGGGAUGUAUGCUUACACAUCUAAUUUUUGUUUAUCUUUAAAAAAUGACAUUUGUUUUAUUUGAAACACUAAAAACAAUAGCAGAAUUACAAGGCAUUAAGUGAGUGCGUUAAUAGUAUUGCAAGAUAAACAGAAAUUCUCUUUGACAAUAUUCGGUAAUGUUCGUUUUGACUGUUCCUCUGGUCCUUUUAGACUCCAGCGGAUCGUUAACUCAAUGGUGGAUAGUUUGUUAUCAGCUAGUCAACUUGUCAGUAUGUAUGUAAGUCGUCUGGCUACCCUUCUAUCAGUCUUAUCAUUCGAUAUUAUAUUUGUUGCCGCCCCUUCGGGGAUAACUGGAUACGUAAUCUAUGUGGAUACGUCUACGUCUACGUCUUUUAGUCAUGAUAUGAAGUGGACUUUUGUACAUAAUUUUGUCGAAGAACUUAAGGUGUACUGUGUUCUAAUUGCAUCAUAGCACAGCAAAAAUACUCAUUAGCGUCGUCAGAUCAGUGAGCUGCAAGGAUUUCAUUUGCUUAAAGUGUUUGAAAUAAUCGGAAAUGGCUAAUGAGAAAAAUGUUGAGAAUACGAAGACCGUAGGUUCCAGUAAAGUUAGUGUACAAUUGGACAUUCUUAAAGAGCAUAUAUACUCUCAUAUAGACGAGAAACCACACCAAUGCGUAGCCUGCGAAAAAAGUUUCACACGAAAGGACAAUUUAAAUGUUCACAUGAAAACACAUUUAGGUGAAAAGCCGUUCAAAUGCGAAGCCUGUAAAAAUAGCUUUGCACGAAAGGAUUACUUAAAUGCUCACAUGAAAAUUCAUUCGGGAGAGAAGCCAUUUAAAUGCGAAGCUUGUAAAAAAAGCUUCGCACAAAGGGGAACUUUACGUGAUCACUUGAAAACCCAUUCGGGUGAAAAACCCUUCAAAUGCAAUAUCUGCGAAACAUGUUUCUCUCAGAGAAGCACCUUGAGUAAACAUAUGCAAACACAUUCGGGUGAGAAACCGUUUAAAUGCGGUAUAUGCGGAUCAUGCUUCUCUCAGAAAAGCACUGUUGACAAACACAUGCAAACUCAUUUGGGUGAGAAGUCGUUCAAAUGCGAAGUCUGCAAAAAAAGCUUCUCGCGAAAAGAUGGUUUAAAUGUCCACAUGAAAACCCAUUUAGGCGAGAAGCCAUUUAAAUGCGGCGCCUGCAAAAGAAGUUUCACACAAAAGGGCAAUUUAAUUUUUCACAUGAGAACCCAUUUGGGCGAGAAGCCGUUUAAAUGCGAAGUAUGUAAAAAAACUUUUGCACGAAAGGAUUACUUAAAUAUUCAUAUGAAAACCCAUUCGAGUGAGAAGCCGUUUAAAUGCGAAGCCUGUAGGAAAAGCUUUAAAAGAAAGGGACAUUUAAACGAUCAUAUGAAAACUCAUUCGAUUGAGACGCAGUUUAAAAGCAUAUGCUGCAAAAAAAAAAUUGCACGAAAGGAUUACAUAAAUGUUCACAUGAAAAACGAUUCGACUGAAGAGACGUUCGAAUCUGGUAUCUGCGAAGCAUGCGUCUCUCAUAAGAACAAUUUGAAUCAACCCAUGAAAAUCGAUAUAGCAGAGAAGCCGUUCGAAUGUGAAGUCUGCAAAUUUCAACUAAAAUUACGCUUACAAAAACAUCAUGAAUUUAAAUGUGUAAUUUGCAACGGAAAUUACAGGAGGUGCAAUUGUUCUGAAUAUAAUUCUACAAUGGAGAUAUCAAAAGGCAUUAUCACUGAUGAGCCAUUAAAAGAAGAAAUUACUAAACCUAUUGUGAUGAUUAAAGAAGAAGUUUUUACACCAGUUGAUGAACCUGCUAUAAAAGAUAAAAGGAGAUCUAUCGAAAUAGAUGAAAGUUAUAAGUGUAUAUCUUGCAACGAAGACAAUAAUUAUAGUUGUACCUACUCCGCCGAUUAUAUGGAAGUAACAAAAAGUUUUCAGAAGACUAGUGGACGUUCAAAUAAUAUCGCUGAUGAUUCGUUAACAGUAAAACCUUUUGAACCUGUUGUUAAAACUAAGGGAGAAGGAACGUUUAUUACUGUCAAUGAACUUAUUGAUUAUGAAAAGAAACCUAUCGAAUUAAUUAAAAUUAUCAUACCUAAAGAAGAGCCCAGGGAAGAUUAUUUUGGCACUGUCAAAAAUUUCGUUGAUCCCUUCUCUGAAGUAGAUGAAGAUGAAAGCACCCUUAACGUUAAAAAAGAAUUCAUAGAGUUCUAACAAACAAAAUUUCAUUUCUAAAGUUACAUGAUUUAGAAAUGUCAAAGUGUUUCAUGACAAAGAUGCCGUAACUGUUCCUUUAAAAUUCGCCACAUCGUAACAUGAAAGAAGCCAAGGAUCCGUGCUAUUCUGCGUGUACUACUUUGGGGGUUUUCUUGUAUGAAAUUAAGCAACAAUAUGAUCCGGUCGUUGACGUCCACGGCCCUCACUGUGGGGUAUACAUUGCCGGUUUAUCGCAAUCUCUGAAUUUAGGACGGUUUGCCGAUGAGGUUGGUGAUAUCGAUGACUGCAAAAUUCGAUCGUUGCAUUGACAUUGUAUUCACAUUUAACGAAAAUUAAUGUAUCACGUCACAAAGUUCUACUUCACUAAACAGCAUUGUAACAAUUACAAUUCUACACUGACCUGUGGCAGUGAUACCCUGACCUGCUGCCAAUGACUUCAACUGAAUACAUACAUGACAACGAUGUUAAAAGAACAAAGAACUACUACAGGUUGUCUGUAACAUCAACAUCGUCAAUCACACGUACUCUAAUGUAGCAAAUAACAAUAAUGCAUGACCACGAAGAUACAAACGAAGCAUUGUAUUGUAUUUCCCUGCAUGAUUUACCGGUGCUGGAUUGACCCUUACUUGUACAUUCAAAUACAUGUUCCAUGAAAACGGUAAACUUUCGGACCACAAAACAUUUACUUUACUUUCUUGUUUUAUAGUAGCCUAUCACCUCCUCUU